Molecule: messenger RNA, 1272 nt
Organism: Alternaria hordeiaustralica
Lineage: Eukaryota; Fungi; Ascomycota; Dothideomycetes; Pleosporales; Pleosporaceae
Exons: 3
Coding region: 1-1272 (423 amino acids)
Source: RefSeq, a predicted model, not a curated record
AUGAAGAGUCUUCGGAGCAAAGCGUCGCACUUCUUCAGAGAUAGCCCAAGUCGUGAUGAGAAGACCGCUAUCGCCGACAGUUCGGACAUCGACUUUGACGCCGGGAUUCAGGACGUGGAUAUGCGGAAAAAGCCAUCGCGAUUCUUUGGACGCAAGAACGACAAGCUAAACAAGCCACUGCCUACUCUGCCUUCCAAUCCCAACCCGUCCACGCCACUUUCCCCAGUCGCUACGCGUGUCACCCUAGGACAGCAAGGCGAUAGCUUUGAAAACCUACCCGACUACGAGGAUUUGGAAGAGGAAGAGUAUCAAACAAGCUCACCGGCACUUCCGCCAGCUUCGCGCAGCCUCUCCGCCACUCCAGAGCACAAACACGCUCGCGGUGGAGAGCCGGUUAGAUCAAAGUCACGCCCCAACUUCGCAUUACUUAGAGAAAAAGGCAUGUUUUCCGCUAUUCAUGCAAAUGUCAACACAAUGUUGACUCUUCUAGGCUCUCGUCUCUUCGGCGGCAGCAAGAACAACGACUCCACGCAGUCACCAACGCCUCCGCCUGUUCCACAGAUACCUACUAGCGUUCCUCUCCCCAAAGCACGCCUUCCUGGCCUCACAUCACUGUCAACAGCACGCACAUCGCGCGCGUCUCUCGUCAAGACUCAAAACCGCAGCGUCUCAAUCUCCCGUCCUCAGCUCAUGGCACAACUCUGCAGUCCACCCAUCCCAGAAAACCACGUCACGGUCCCCUUCGAAAAGCGUCCCGGACCACCACCUCCGCGCCCUCCCCGUCCUGAUAGUCUCGAUGAGGAGACUCUAGCCUUCAUGCGCGAAAGCGGUACACGUAUGGUCCUCCCCUCCAGCAACCGCGGCAGCACCAGUACAGCGACGGCCUCGACACCCCGCAGCCAAGCUAGUUCCAUCGAAGCGCGUCUCGGGUUUCCUUCUGGUCACGGUACUCCUCGUACCUGCUCCAUUGAGUCUCCUCUCGCAGCGCGCUUCACACCCGAUCCCAACCAGGCCCUCCCUGUUCGUGACAGCAGUGGCGAUCUGGUGUUAAGCCGCUUCAGCGAGUAUGUUCGUUACCAGCAACAGCGUAGCCAUGCGGUCGAUGGUGUUGAUGCUGAGGAUAGGGAGGUUGGUCCUAUUGAGAUGUGGGAUCCUACUAAAGAGGGUGAUUGGACGCUGGAGAAGCGGAUUAGUCAGGGUAGGGAUGGGAGGCCGGGUGGUAUGCUGUUUCGCGAUAGGUGGGGUGGGUUUCAUUUUGUGGCUGAUAUCUAA